Molecule: messenger RNA, 702 nt
Organism: Neopelma chrysocephalum (saffron-crested tyrant-manakin)
Lineage: Eukaryota; Metazoa; Chordata; Aves; Passeriformes; Pipridae
Product: spectrin beta chain, non-erythrocytic 2-like
Exons: 3
Biological process (GO): actin cytoskeleton organization
Cellular component (GO): cell projection; cell junction; plasma membrane
Molecular function (GO): actin filament binding
Source: RefSeq, a predicted model, not a curated record
GACAAUUUCGGGGGGUCCCUGGGGGGUGUCGAGGCUGCCCUCCGGAAGCACGAGGCGAUCGAGAGCGACAUCUCCGCGUACGGGGCGCGGGUCCGUGCGGUGGCGGCGGUGGCGGCGGAGCUGGAGGCGGAGCGCUAUCACGACAUGGGCCGUGUCGCGGCGCGCCGGGAGCGCGUGGAGCGGCUCUGGGAGGGGCUGCGGGACCAGGUGAAGGCGCGGCGGGAGCGGCUCCAGCGGCACCUGGAGCUGCAGCGGCUCCUGCGCGACCUGGAGCAUCUCAUGGCCUGGGUGGAGGAGAUGGAGGCCCGGCUGCGCUCCCGUUCCGUGGGCUCUCACCUGGCUCAGGUGGACGAGCUGCUGCAGCUCCACGCGCUGCUCGAGGGGGACGUGGCGGCUCAGGCCGAGCGGGUCCGGGGGCUGCGGGCCCAGGCCGAGAGAUUCCUGGGGGAGGGGGGCGGGUACCAGCCGUGCCCCCCAGAGCAGCUCCGUGCCCGGGUGGCCGCCCUGGAGCUGCGUUACCGGGAGCUGUCGGCGCUGUCGGGGCGGCGGCGGCUGCUCCUGGAGAGCUCCCGGCGCCUCUGGAAGUUCCUGUGGGACGCGGGCGAGGAGGAGGCCUGGCUGCGGGAGCGGGAGCGGCUCCUGCGCUGCCCGGAGCUGGGCCGGGACCUGCCGGGGGCCCUGCGGAUGCUGAGCCAGCUCGAG